AUGGCACGCGCGCAAGAAAUGGCCUCCUCGUUGAGCAAAGGGUCACUCGCCUCCCUUCAGUGCCCUUCCUGUACAAACGUCACGAGACGCAGACCAGGCAAUCUGAGCCCCUCGAAUGGCGCUGUGAGUGAUAAAACAAAUAAUAAUGCCCAAGCCGUCACCCUUGACAGCAUCAGCCGCCUGCUCGACCAAAAACUUGCGCCAUCUUCAACUUUAAUGACCAAUUUGCGUGAGUCCCUUCGGGCCGACAUUAAAGAAAUGCUUGCCUUUGAGGUCGACAAAUCUGUUCAGGCAUUAAAGAAUGAAUUUACGGUAACCACAGAUCACAUAUCUGCAUGUCAAAGCGACUUGCAAGCCUCAUUGACUGCUAAGGUGAAUGAAUUCAAGUGCCUCGAAAAUAAAUACCAGUCGCUACAAAAUGACAUGAUAGCCCUUCAGUCUCGCCUCAAAACUAUGGAACAUAUGUCAAGGAACUUAAAUGUGGAAAUUCAGGCGGUACCUGAGGGUCGUCAUGAAAACUUGCUUGAACUGUUUAACACCCUGUGCGCCAGCCUAGGCUUACAAAUAGCAGACAGUGAUGUGCGAGCCUGCCGUCGUGUAGCGAAAAUCAAUCCUUCCUCGCCCAGACCCCGCAACAUAAUUGUGACAUUGGCCUCACCCCGUCUGCGUGAUACCUUGCUAUCUGCUGCACAUAGAUUCAACAAAGCUAACUCAUCUGUCAAACUCGGCACCACUCACAUGGGUCUUCAGGGUGAUCAUUCCAGAAUUUAUGUUGCCGAGCACCUAUCGCCAGAAUGCAAAAAAUUACAUGCAGCCGCCCGGAGCUUUGCUAAAGACAGAGGUUUCAAAUAUGUGUGGGUCAGGAACAGCCAGGUUUACAUUAGAAAAUGUGACAACAGUAAUGCUGUACAUAUUAGGGAUGAAAAGUCAUUUAAUAACUUUGACAGUAGUGAUAAGCAGGUAUGA
Molecule: messenger RNA, 966 nt
Organism: Cydia fagiglandana
Lineage: Eukaryota; Metazoa; Arthropoda; Insecta; Lepidoptera; Tortricidae
Exons: 1
Coding region: 1-966 (321 amino acids)
Source: RefSeq, a predicted model, not a curated record